AUGGGGAACCGGAUCAUCCGGGUCAUCCGGGUGGAGAACCGGAUCAACCGGACCAUCCGGUUGGGGUACCGGGUGGGGAACCGGACCAACCGGACAGGGAACCGGACGGGAAGCCGGAUCAUCCGGGUCAUCCGUAUGGGGAAUUGGAUCGACCGGGUGAUCCGGGUGGGGAACCGGAUCAGCCGGGCAAGCCCGAUGGGGAACCGGGUGGGGAAACGGACCAGCCGGGUAGGGUACCGGGCGGGGAACCGGACCAUCCGGGUCAUCCGGGUGGGGAUCCGGAUCGACCGGGUCAUCCGGGUGGGGAACCGGACCAACCGGACCAUCCGGGUGGGGAACCGGGUCGGGAACCGGAUCAACCCGACCAUCCGGUUGGGGAACCGGACCAAUCGGACCGUCCGGGUGGGGAGCCGAAUCGACCGGGUGGGAAAUCGGACCAACCGGGUGGGGAACCGGACCAACCGGACCAUCCGGGUGGGGAACCGGGUCGGGAACCGGAUCAACCCGACCAUCCGGUUGGGGAACCGGACCAAUCGGACCGUCCGGGUGGGGAGCCGAAUCGACCGGGUGGGAAAUCGGACCAACCGGGUGGGGAACCGGACCAACCGGACCAUCCGGGUGGGGAACCGGGUCGGGAACCGGAUCAACCCGACCAUCCGGUUGGGGAACCGGACCAAUCGGACCGUCCGGGUGGGGAGCCGAAUCGACCGGGUGGGAAAUCGGACCAACCGGGUGGGGAACCGGACCAACCGGACCAUCCGGGUGGGGAACCGGGUCGGGAACCGGAUCAACCCGACCAUCCGGUUGGGGAACCGGACCAAUCGGACCGUCCGGGUGGGGAGCCGAAUCGACCGGGUGGGAAAUCGGACCAACCGGGUGGGGAACCGGACCAACCGGACCAUCCGGGUGGGGAACCGGGUCGGGAACCGGAUCAACCCGACCAUCCGGUUGGGGAACCGGACCAAUCGGACCGUCCGGGUGGGGAGCCGAAUCGACCGGGUGGGAAAUCGGACCAACCGGGUGGGGAACCGGACCAACCGGACCAUCCGGGUGGGGAACCGGGUCGGGAACCGGAUCAACCCGACCAUCCGGUUGGGGAACCGGACCAAUCGGACCGUCCGGGUGGGGAGCCGAAUCGACCGGGUGGGAAAUCGGACCAACCGGGUGGGGAACCCGGUGCGGUUCCGGGUCGGGAGCCGGGUCAACCGGACCAUCCGGACGGGGAACCGGAUGAUCCGGGUGGUCCGGGUGGGGAAGCGGACCAACCGGACCAACCGGGUGCGGUACCGGGUGGGAAACCGGACCAAACGGGUAGUGAUCCGGACGGGGAACCGGAUCACCCGGGUCGGGAACCGGAUCGACCGGGUCUGGGGUGGGGAACCGGACCAUCCGGGUGGGGAACCGGGUGGGGUACCGGGUCGGGGAACCGGAUCAACCGGACCAUCCGGACGGGGAACCGGAUCAUCCGGGUGGUCCGGGUGGGGUGCCAAAUCGACCGUGCGGGGAGUCGGACCAGCCGGACCAUCCGGGUGGGGUACCGGGUCGGGAACCGGAUCAACCGGACCAUCCGGAUGGGGAACCGGAUCAUCCGGGGAGGGAACCGGAUCGACCGGGUCUAGGGUGGGGAACCGGACCAUCCGGGUCGGUCGGGUCGGAACCCGGAUCCGGAACCGGGUGUUGAACCGUAUCAACCGGAUGGGAGCCGGAUGGACCCAAUCGGACGGACAAGCCGGACCGAAAACGGGUGGGGAACCGGAUCGGAACCGGGUGGAGAGCCGAAUGGGCCGGUUCGGUCGGAUCAACCGGGCCGGAAACGGGUGGGUAACCGGAUCAACCGCCCCAGCCGGCCGGGUCAACCGGACGGGGAACCGGAUGGACCGGACCAGCCGGAUCAUCCGGGUUGGAGCCGGGCGGGGAACAGGAUCAACCGGUUGA
Molecule: messenger RNA, 1935 nt
Organism: Closterium sp. NIES-65
Lineage: Eukaryota; Viridiplantae; Streptophyta; Zygnematophyceae; Desmidiales; Closteriaceae
Source: the annotation of a GenBank genome assembly